Molecule: messenger RNA, 876 nt
Organism: Miscanthus lutarioriparius
Lineage: Eukaryota; Viridiplantae; Streptophyta; Magnoliopsida; Poales; Poaceae
Source: the annotation of a GenBank genome assembly
AUGUCCAGUGCAUUGAGCUACCUGGGAGUGUGCCACUGCUAUACCGGCAUCGCUGAUUCAGUCCUCUGGUUCUGCAUCGCGAGGGCGCGCUGCAGCUUAAGGAUGGGGAGAUGUCACGAACAGGCCUCCGGCUAUACUUCGAGUUGGGCUGCACUAGCUGUACCGGCCUGCGGCGCCAUCGCCGUGCUCCCCAGCCGCGCGUGCACGUCGGCAAUCUUCCCUUAUCUGGUUAGGGUCGUCUCAAGGUACCUCGUGGCUGCGCUGCUCCGCUCCGAUGACUGGCGUGUGCGCGUGGUCGACCUCGCCCCCACCGUUGUGCUUGGCACCGGCGAGGCGGAGGAGCUCCUCGGAGCUGCCAUCCAGGAUGGCCAGGCUUCCUACAUCCAGGGCGACGUCCGUGACCUCACGCAGAUUGCCAAAGCUUUUGAAGGGGUACACGUUGUUUUCCAUACGGCUGCUCCAGAUGCAAUUAACGAAAACUUCGGACUUCACUACUCUGUCAAUGUUGAAGGAACAAAGAAUGUUGUUGAAGCUUGUAUCAUGUGCAAGGUCAAGAGGCUUAUAUACACCAGUUCUAGUGGUGUUGUAUUUGAUGGGGUUCAUGGCCUUUUUGAUGCUGAUGAAUCAAUGCCUUAUCCAUUUAAGUUCGUCGAUGCCUAUACACAAACUAAGGCAGAAGGAGAGAAGAUAGUGAUGAAAGCUAAUGGCACAAAAGGCCUUCUCACUUGUUGUAUACGUCCUGGCAAUAUUUUUGGGCCUGGUGGCAAAAAUAUACCAAUGCUAGCAUCUUCAAGGAUAUGGAAGUUUAUGAGAAAACUUUGUCUAGUGAGGAGGGUGCAAAGAUAUAGCUGGAGGGCAAGAAUAUCUCGGAUAUAA